Mesitornis unicolor (brown roatelo) is the source of this 1146-nucleotide messenger RNA. RefSeq names its product interleukin 22 receptor, alpha 1 (gene IL22RA1). NCBI's taxonomy places the organism in Eukaryota, Metazoa, Chordata, Aves, Mesitornithiformes, Mesitornithidae. The record is from RefSeq and is a predicted model, not a curated record. The annotation marks the transcript as partial. The transcript is spliced from 2 exons.
CCAGACCACUCGUGGCUUCUCUACUGUUUCGUGGCCCUUGCGUUCUGUGCCGGGCUGGUGUUUGCUGCCAUCAGCUACGUCAUCUAUAAAUACGUCAAGCAACACAGUGCACAGCCCAUGUCUCUGGACUUCAGAGGGAUUUCAUCGUUCCAGCCUCUUACGCUGACAGUGGAACAUAUCAUAAAGCCCAUUAAUUUAUGCAAACCCUCACUGCUCAUCCCUGAAGUGCAGCUACCACAGAUCAGCCAACACCUGGACCGAGCACUGGAGCCACCAUGGUCUUUCCGUCCACCAGAACCCGUCUAUCAGCAGCAGACGGACGUGCCUCCCUUCCAGCUGCCCACGCAUCCUCCCUGCCCGGCACGCACAGCUCCUGCUGGUUACGCUCCUCAGACGGCCAAGCAAAGCGCCCCUACUGCCACGUCCAGCAAAACCCUGCCUCUAACCUACGGGGUGUGUGUCAAAGACACGGAGCAGGUUGACAAGAAGGAUUUGCAGCCAAAUCAAACGUUAAAAGCAGUUUCUCCAGACAGUUUUGCUGCUGGGAAGCUCAUAACUCAGAUGCUGGGCAAGAGCUGCAGCCACUGGAAUUACAAAGAGCAAGUUCCAGACUUGGUGUCGUGGCCCAGCAGUGACACGAGGGAGUCGGUGCUCGCACAGGGGAGCCCUGGGCACACACAGCAGCUGCUGCUGCAGACUGAUGGGAUGGAAAGCAAAGUGCCUGCAUCCCUGUCCCUGUCUUUGCUGGAGCAGGGAGGAUGCUACAGACGACAGACAGAACUGCCACUGCUGCUGUCGUCAGUGACAGCUGACACAGACUACGUGCCACAGGACAAACCCCUGUCGUCCCUAUCAGCCACUCUCUUUUCCUCAGUCAGCACUGGUAGCAGCUUCCCAGGAGAGAGCAACACCGAGCGGUGGAUCUUGCCUGAUUCAUUCGCACACUCUACAAAUAAAUUGCAGUUCCCAGAGACUCAGGAAACAGAAAUGUUCAUAUCAGGAAAGCUAAACAGCACAAAACUGAAUAAUGUUGUGUCCCAAGACUCUGUCUCAGAGUGGGACAACGGCACUGGUCUCACUUCGCUCUUCAAAGAUUUGGACUUAAAAGUACUGCUGGAUCAGGAUGAAAACACAGAAUUUUAUUAG